AUGAGUGGUUCUACGCCUAUAAACGGAGGGACACCGUUCCUCUCGACGACGACAACUACAACGACGUCAAAUACUCCGGAGGGGGUUAGAAAGUUACGCCAGUUGUCGUCUUCGUCCUCGUUCUCGGCCGUCACUUCUGACGAGGACGAGACGGAGGAUGAUAGACCAGAGUGGUAUCUGAAAGAUACGAGUGUUCAGUUCCACCGGUCGCCUGCAGAACAGGAUCCGGCCGUGGGAUUCUUUUACACGCCUCGAACAUUAACGAUGUUGAGUGCGAUGCUGUUACUCCUUGUCUACGUGGCCAUGACGCCCGAGGUCGAUGAUACCGUGACGAACGUCAAGCUACUGUUGUUCAAGUACAUGGAUCCGGCAUUAGGAGUUCCGCUACCAGAAAAGUCAUAUGGAGAUGCGUGCGAGUUGACCUACGACAACAUUGUGGAUCAAACGCUGGAUGUUUUUGUAUUGGCGCAUGCACUGGGAUGGUUCUGCAAGGCAUUGAUCCUGCGCGACUACACUUUCUGCUGGAUCCUGUCGGUCAUGUUUGAGGUCAUGGAGUACUCCCUAUCGCACCAGUUGAACAACUUUGACGAGUGCUGGUGGGAUCACUGGAUCUUGGAUGUCCUGGUGUGCAACUGGCUCGGGAUCUAUUUGGGCGUCAAGACAUGCGAGUACUUCGAGAUGAAGCAGUAUUCAUGGCAAGGGCUGGCAGAGAUUCCAACACUCAAGGGCAAGAUGAAGCGGACGAUGCAGCAAUUCACACCAAAAUCCUGGACCAAGUUUGAGUGGGAUUCGACGAAAAGCUUCAAGAGCUACGCCACCGUCAUUUUUAUCCUUACCAUGACGCUGUUGUGGCUCCCUCCAGCACACCCGAUCAACAUUGCAAGGAUCUUUUCAUACUUUAUGUUUGGCAUCCCAGGCGUGCGCGAAGCCUAUCAAUACCUCCACGACCCGUUUGGACCACAGGCAUGGCUUCUUAUCGGAUGUAUAGCGACGGAGGCGCUGAUUGUGGUCAAGUUUGGACGGGGCGAGUUCCCGAACCCAGCACCUACGAAUGUGUUGUACUUUUGGGCGGGAUUCUUGACGCUUCUGACGGUGUACCCGAUCUAUCAGUUCUGGCUGUUGCCCAAGUUGCAGGAGCGGCGGAUCCGCAAAAAGCUCGAAUAG
Molecule: messenger RNA, 1164 nt
Organism: Linnemannia hyalina
Lineage: Eukaryota; Fungi; Mortierellomycota; Mortierellomycetes; Mortierellales; Mortierellaceae
Source: the annotation of a GenBank genome assembly